Megalopta genalis is the source of this 2320-nucleotide messenger RNA. Its product is annotated as double-strand break repair protein MRE11. Lineage: Eukaryota; Metazoa; Arthropoda; Insecta; Hymenoptera; Halictidae. The record is from RefSeq and is a predicted model, not a curated record. Gene Ontology annotation, cellular component: nucleus; site of double-strand break; Mre11 complex. Gene Ontology annotation, molecular function: single-stranded DNA endonuclease activity; manganese ion binding; 3'-5'-DNA exonuclease activity. Gene Ontology annotation, biological process: telomere maintenance; meiotic DNA double-strand break formation; double-strand break repair via homologous recombination.
CAAUAAUACCUCGAGUUUCGCACAAUUUUUCUACCUCUCUCAGCAUUCGCAAGCAUCCCUAUCAUUCAUCCAAUCCGCAGUGAAUCUUGUCUUAAUUAAUAAUGUGCGCUGCGGCCGGAAAGUUUUGCAAGCUUGAAGUCAGGCGUUCCAGGUGUCAGGGAUUCUGCUUGGAAUCUGUUUCAAAUGACGGAUACUUCGCGAAUGGGAUUGGGCGAUUUCAAUGGAUUGCCAAUGGAAUCCUUGCUGUGUACACAAAUUUUGGCGGGAUCGAGUGUGUCCAGUGGUGUCGGGGAUUUUGCUUGGAAUCGGUUUCAAGUGACGGAGGUCUCACGAAUGAGAUUAUUCAAUCCCAUUCGUGACGGAUAGUUCUCCCCCUCUUACCUUUCUGGAAAAAAAGUCGUAACAGUCAAUCAUUUGAAACCAUUUGGAACUGUUUGAAUAAUCUGAAAGUUCUGCUUGAGGUUUAGAUUACUGUAAUUUGUAUUUUCAACAAGAAUCAGAUGACAGCUUUAAUACUUUCGAAGAAAUACUUCAAUACGGCGUAGAACAUGAAGUUGACUUUGUACUUCUUGGUGGAAAUUUAUUUCAUGAUGCGAAACCAUCACAAUCGAUCAUGUUAAAAUGUAUAGAUUUGUUAAAAAGAUACUGUUUAGGUUCCAGAGAACUUGAUAUUCAAUUUUUGUCUGAGCCAGAAGUAGUAUUCCAACACUGUGCUCGUAAAACUGUAAAUUAUGAGGAUCCAAAUUUUAAUGUUAGCAUGCCAAUAUUUUCCAUUCAUGGAAAUCACGAUGAACCAAGCUUUGGAGUAGUUGGAUCAAUGGACCUGUUAUCUGCCUCUGGCCUUAUAAAUUAUUUUGGCAAAUACACAGAUCUCACUCACGUCGGCAUUACUCCAUUGGCAUUCAAAAAGGGUAAUACCUGUGUCGCAGUUUAUGGCUUAGGCCACAUAAAUGACAAAAAGUUAUUACGGAUGCUGAAGGAUUUUAAGGUGGAUUUGUUAAGUUCAGAUAUGUUAGAUUGUUUUAAUCUGUUCAUUUUACACCAAAAUCGUGCAUCACAUCUUGAACAUGGACAUAUUUCUGAAACAAAACUUCCUGAUUUCCUUGAUUUCAUCAUAUGGGGACAUGAACAUGAAUGUCGUAUUACACCAGAAUUUUUCUCUGAAAGAGAAUACUUCAUUUGUCAACCAGGUAGCUCUAUUGCAACUUCCUUGUGCGAAGGUGAGGCAAAGGCUAAACACGUUGGUCUGUUGAGCAUAAAUGGUAAGAAGUUUAAAAUGAAAAGAUUAAAACUAAAAACUGUCAGACCUUUUGUGUUUGACAAUUUGAUCCUUGCUGAUGAGAAGAUACAAAAUGAUCACGAUGUGUCACUUUCGGAAUCUGUGUUUAAUUACGUCGACAAUUACAUAGAAAAUGAGAUAAUACCUAAAGCAUCAGAGCAACUGUCUGGCCAUCCAAAGCAACCAGUAGUACCAUUAAUUCUAUUGAGAAUAUUUCAUACUAAAGAUGAGGAAACAUUUGAUACAAUUAGGUUGGCACAAAAAUAUUGUGAGGAAGUUGCUAAUCCUUUCGAAAUGGUUGUCUUCCGUAAAGAUAGAAGCACGGGUAAAAGAUCAUCGCCAUCUAAGUUCGACAAUAUUAGUGACGAUUGUCAGAAUAUGGCUGACAUUUUUGACUACACCGAGGAGAAUCACGAAUGGAACAAAACCGCAGAAGGAGAACUAAAAAAAUAUUUUAAUUUGGAAGAAAAUAAAGAUUUAUUAACAGUAGUAACAGUGGAUGGUCUAAAUAAAGCAUUAGCUCAAUUUAUUAACAAAGGUGAUACUGAUGCUUUCAAAAACUUAGUAAGCCAUCAAAUAAAAAAUAUUGUUUCACAUUUGGAAGCUAGUGAAGUUACUGAAUCUGAAGAAAGUAUAAAGGAAGGAAUUAAAAGUUAUCUUGAGAAAAGAAAGGAGAAAGCAGAAGAAGAAGACAUAGAAAUACAAACAUUAUUUGCUGAUAAACCGAUAAAAGAUGACAGUCGCGAUAAUAGUUCAGAUGAAGCGGAAAGAUCAGAUAAAAUUCUUCCCCAAAAAGGUGGAGGUAGAGGAAUAACAGCUAGAGGCAGGAGAGCACAUAAUAAUAGUAAAAAAAGCGGUCGAAAUCCUCGUGGCAUAGCAACUAAGAUAUCGUCUACUAAAACUAAAAAAUAAACAGAACAGGAUCCAACAUCGAACAGUUUCACAAUAACGGAAACGAUUCUUGUCCAGAUCGAAUCCUUGUACGUAUGUAACAUUUAAAACACUGUAUUGAAAUAAAUACUUUUUCAUAAAAUUUUGAAA